GAAGAUUAGAGGCGGUUGGGGGGAGUCGGAAGGAGGGGCGGUCAGUUUACGUGUUCCGCUUUAGUUUCUUCAAUUGCAGGGAAGGCAGUGAUUCCCGAAUUGGGAGAACAGUCUCAGCAACAUGUGGAAUGAUAUUGAGCUACUGACAAGUGAUGACACAGGAAGUGGGUACCUAAGUGUUGGAUCCAGAAAAGAACACGGAACUGCUUUAUACCAAGUAGAUUUGCUAGCAAAGAUCUCCUCCGAAAAGGCCUCAUUAAGUCCGAAGAUACAAGCAUGCAGCUUAAGCGACGGGUUUAUUAUCGUAGCAGACCAGACAGUGAUACUGCUCGACAGUGUCUGUAGAUCGCUUCAGCUGCACCUGGUAUUUGAUACCGAAGUGGAUGUAGUCGGCCUAUGUCAGGAAGGGAAGUUCCUUCUGGUUGGGGAGAGGAGCGGCAACUUGCAUUUCAUCCACGUGACGUCGAAGCAGACACUGCUCACCAACGCUUUUGUCCAGAGAGCUAACGGGGAAAAUCAGUGCACUUACCGAACUCUGGUCAUAGAGGAAGACAGUUCAAAUGAAGGUACCUAUUAUAUGCUGCUUCUUACAAACAAUGGAUUUUUUUGUAUCACAAACCUUCAGCUUGCAAAAAUUCAACAAGCGAUUGAAAACGUAGACCUGAAUAAAGCAAAAAAGUUGCAAGGACAAAUCAAGUCCAGUUUUAUUUCUACUGAAAAUUAUCAUGCUCUUGGCUGCCUCAGUCUCGUGCCUGGAGAUUUCACGAGCAGAAUCCCUAUGAUCAUCGGGGGGACAGGGACCUGUGCGUUCUCAAAGUGGGAACCAGACCCUCUCAGAGCGAUGACGGUCACGAAUGUGAUGGAUGCAGAUAUUAUUAAAGGUGCAAAGAAGUUCCAGCUGAUAGACAAUCUGCUUUUUGUUCUCGAUACCGAUAACGUGCUGAGCCUGUGGGAUAUCUACACCCUAACCCCCAUAUGGAACUGGCCCUCUCUUCACGUGGAAGAGUUUCUUCUUACCACGGAAGCAGAAUCGCCUUCUUCAGUCACGUGGCAAGGGAUUACCAACCUCAAAUUAGUAGCUCUGACAACUACUGCUAAUAAGAUGAAAAACCUCAUGGUCUAUUCACUGCCUAUGAUGGAAAUACUCUACUCUUUGGAAGUGUCUAGUGUUUCUUCUCUGGUGCAGACAGGAAUUAGCACAGACACCAUAUACCUUCUGGAAAGAAUAUGCAGAAAUGAUACAAAUCUGUCUGAAGAUGCGGCCUCUGUUUUAGUGCUCAGAUGUCUUACAGAAGCUUUACCAGAAAACAGGUUGAGUCGGCUGCUUCACAAACACAGAUUUGCUGAAGCCGAGAGCUUUGCUGUUCAGUUUGGACUCGAUGUGGAGCUUGUGUACAAAGUAAAAGCAAAUGAUAUAUUGGAGAAACUGGCUUUGAGUUCUGUGGACACCAGUGAGCAGACCGAAUGGCAAAAGCUUAUAGAUGAAGCUAAGGAAAAUCUCCAUAAAAUCCAGGACGACGAAUUUGUGGUGAAUUACUGCUUGGAGGCCCAGUGGAUAACCUAUGAAACAACGCAGGAAAUGCUGAAUUAUGCCAAAACCAGGCUUUUGAAGAAAGAAGAUAGAACUGUUCCUGCCUACUCUUACGGCUUAAAGGAGGUGCUAAGAGCUCAUGCAAAGUUGACUACUUUUUACGGAGCAUUUGGACCAGAAAAAUUCAGUGGCAGUUCUUGGAUUGAAUUUCUGAAUAAUGAAGAUGAGCUUAAGGACAUUUUUUCGCAGCUGAGGGAAGGAAACCUUGUCUGUGCCCAGUACCUCUGGCUCAGACAUCGGGCAAACUUUGAAAGCAGAUUUGAUGUGAAAAUGCUUGAGAACUUGCUCAACUCAAUUUCUACACCAGUCCCUUUGCCAAAGCUCUGUCCGUGGCUUAAAAACGACGUGAUCCCCUUUGUGAGAAGGAUUGUACCAGACGGACAGAAAAUUCUUGCAAAAUGGUUGGAGCAAGCAGCCAGGAAUCUUGAAUUAACUGAUAAGGCAAACUGGCCAGAAAAUGGACUUCAGCUGGCAGAGGUGUUUUUUAUGGCAGAAAAACCACACGAGCUGGGAUUGGUGUCCUCCUGGCACUGGAUUUCCUUGAAGGAUUAUGAAAACAUGGAGGAGGUCUGUCAGUUACGGACUUUGGUCAAUAACUUACGAGAGUUGAUCACAUUGCACAGGAAAUACAACUGCAAAUUGGCCCUCUCCGAUUUUGAGAAGGAGAACACGACCACCAUUGCGUUCCGGAUGUUCGACAAAGUGUCGGCCCCCGAGCUGAUCCCCUCCGUCCUGGAGAAGUUUGUGAGGGUUUACGUGAGGGAGCACGACCUGCAGGAGGAGGAGCUGCUCCUGCUCUACAUAGAGGAUCUUCUGAAGAGGUGUAGCUCCAAGUCCACGUCACUCUUUGAGACGGCGUGGGAAGCGAAAGCCAUGGCCGUCAUAGGCUGCCUCUCGGACACCGACCUCAUCUUUGACGCCGUGCUGAAGAUAAUGUACGCGGCCGUGGUGCCCUGGAGCGCGGCCGUGGAGCAGCUGGUGAGGCAGCACCUGGAGAUGGACCACCCCAAGGUCAAGUUGUUACAGGAGAGCUACAAACUAAUGGAGAUGAAAAAACUUCUACGAGGCUAUGGAAUCAGGGAGGUGAACCUCUUGAACAAGGAGAUAAUGAGGGUGGUGCGGUACAUCCUCAAACAAGACGUCCCCUCGUCCCUGGAAGACGCCCUGAGGGUGGCCCGAGCGUACCUGCUGUCUGACGAUGAGAUCUAUAGUCUGAGGGUCAUCGACCUGAUCGACAGAGAGCAGGGUGAGGACGGCGUCCUGUUGUUGAGGUCUCUGCCUCCAGCCGAAGCGAAGAAGACCGCGGAGAGAGUCGCCACGUGGGCGCGACUGGCAUUACAGGAAGAGCCGGAGAAUUCGAAAGAGGACAAGGCCUGGAGGAUGUCUGUGGUGAAGACGUCAGUAGACAUCCUUAAAAUACUGCGCAGCCUCCAGAAAGACAAUCCGCAGAAGAAGGAUGAGUGUGAAGAAAUCCUGAAUCAAUUUAAAACUGUUGCCAGUUUACAGGAGAACUUCGAGGUCUUUCUUUCCUUUGGAGAUUACAGCGACCGCGCCCUGGUGGCGGAGCUCCGAGAACAGCACAUCAAGGCCCAAGAAGCCGCCCAGGCAGAGCACAGACCCAAGAGCUCCGCAGGGCCAGCGACCGCCAAGGACAAGGGCCCGAGCACCGAGUCCAGGCUGCACCGCCAGGCGCUGGCCCUGCAGGUGUCGGAGCAAGAGCUGGAGGCCGAGCUGACCUGGAGGGCCCUCAGCGACGGGAGCGUGGGGAUGGCGCUGGAAAAGUGCAGAGCCCUGUGUACGUACCACCGCAACCCCGACACCGGGCGGCUGCUGUUUCUGGUGUGUCGGAAGCUCUGCCACAUGCUGGCUAAUGACGUUCCGAUGACAACGCCUGUGGGACUGAAUCUUCCUUCUGAAAUACACGCUCUCGCCUGCCAAGCUGCCACCAUCUGCAGUCCAGACUUCUUACCAGACGCGCUGGAACUGUGCAAAUACACUCUCAUGGCCGUAGAGCUGUGCAGGCAGUGCCAGAUGGGGGACGACGGGAUUCUGAUGAAAACUUCGUUUGGGACUCAGAAAGAUCCCUAUGAAGAGUGGUCGUACAGCGACUUCUUCAGUGAGGACGGGAUAGUCCUCGAGUCCCAGAUGGUGCUGCCUGUCAUCUACGAGCUGAUUUCGUCCCUCGUCCCUCCAGCCGAAAACAAGAGGCUUCCCCUGGACUUUACGAGUUUGCCCUACUGCUCCAUUGGUGAAGGAGACGGCCUCAUCUUACCCAGCAUAAACUCCAUCUCUGCCCUGCUUCAGAGCCUCCAGGAAUCCAGCCAGUGGGAGCUGGCCCUGGGCUUCGUCGUUCGUGCGUUUGGUACCUGUCUUCAGUACUCGGUGUCGAACUUCAUGAAUGCCACUCUGAGUGAAAAGCUGUUCGGAGAGGCCUCGUUAGUUAAAUCCAGGCAAGUCAUCAUGGCCCUGAGGGAGAAGGCCGUGCCCUUUGUCAGGGGAAACGCCACGACACUGCUGCACAAAGUUUUCAAUUGUCGCCUGGUGGAUCUUGACUUGGCCUUGGGUUACUGCACGCUCUUGCCCCAAAAAGAAGUGUUUGACAACCUCUGGAAGCUCGUAGAUAAAGCGUGGCAGAAUUACGACAAAAUUUUGGCAAUAUCUCUGGUGGGCUCUCGGCUGGCCGGUCUCCAUCAGGAAGCAGAAGUGGAGCUGAAGUUCCGCGAACUCAGCACGGAUGCCCUGUGGGGUAUUCGCCUCGGUAAACUUGGUAUUUCUUUUCAGCCGGUUUUCAGGCAACAUUUUCUCACCAAGAAAGACCUCAUUAAAGCUCUUGUGGAGAAUGCAGACAUGGACACAAGCCUCAUUCUGGAAUAUUGCAGCACCUUCCAGCUGAACUGCGACGCGGCUCUGCAGCUGUUCGUGGAAACCCUGCUGCACAACCCGAGCGCCAGCCAGGGCGACGCGGGCCCGGGCGCGGCCGGGCAGCCGCACUCCCGACUCCUGGCCAAGGCCCUGGACAUGGUGCCCCUGCUGACGAGCACCAGGGAGCUGGUCAUCAGCCUCAGCGGCAUCCUGCACAAGUUGAAUCCCUAUGACUAUGAAAUGGUCGAAAUUGUCCUGAAAGUUAUCGAAAGAGCUGAUGAAAAAAUAACCAACAUUAAUAUCAAUCAGGCACUGAGUCUUCUGCAGCAUCUGAAGUCGUACAGAAGAAUUUCCCCUCCGGUGGACCUGGAGUAUCAGUACAUGUUGGAGCAUGUAAUCACUUUGCCAUCAGCCGCCCACACGAGGUUGCCCUUCCACCUGAUAUUUUUUGGCACAGCUCAGAACUUCUGGAAAAUUCUCUCUAUGGAACUCAGUGAGGAGUCCUUCCCGACGCUGCUCUUAAUUUCUAAGCUAAUGAAGUUCUCUCUGGACACUCUGUACGUGUCUACAGCCAAGCAUGUCUUUGAAAAAAAACUGAAGCCCAAGCUGAUGAAGUUACCGCAAGCGAAGUCCUCCACGCUGAUUAACAAGGAGAUCUACAAGAUCACUCAGACCAUCGAGUCCUACUUACUGUCCAUCGUGAACCCCGAGUGGGCCGUCGCCAUCGCCAUCAGCCUCGCCCAGGACAUCCCGGAAGGCUCCUUCAAGAUGUCCAGUUUGAAGUUCUGCCUGUAUCUAGCCGAGAGAUGGCUGCAGAACAUCCCACCGAAGGAUGAAGCACGUGAUAAAGCCGAGGCUUUGUUGAAGAAGCUUCACAUCCAGUACCGGCGAUCAGGCACGGAGGCCGUGCUCAUCGCCCACAAGCUGAACACGGCCGAGUACUUGAGAGGCAUCGGGAAGCCGGCGCAUCUCAUCGUCAGCCUGUACGAGCAUCCCAGCAUCAACCAGAGGAUCCAGGACCCAUCCGGCAAAGACUAUCCCGAUAUUCACGCAGCCGCUAGAGAAAUAGCCGAAGUCAAUGAAAUCAAUUUGGAGAAAGUCUGGGACAUGUUGCUGGAAAAAUGGCUGUGCCCGCCCACGAAACCUGGCGAAAACCCAUCAGAAAUAUUUGAACUUGAAGAAGAUGAAGCGCUACGGAGAGUCCUGUACCUGCUCCUGUCUCGUCCCAUUGAUUAUAGCUCCAGAAUGCUGUUUAUAUUUGCCACAUCAGCCACCACCACGCUGAGCACGCACCAGCUGAGCUUUGCCCACCGGACGCGGGCCCUGCAGUGUCUCCUCUACUUGGCUGACAAGGAAACGAUAGAGUCGCUCUUCAAAAAGCCCAUCGGAGAAGUGAAAUCUUACUUGAAAUGCAUAACUUUCCUGGCGUCGUUUGAGACUUUGAAUAUCCCCAUCACGUAUGAGCUGUUUUGCAACAGCCCCAAAGAAGGCAUGGUCAAGGGCCUGUGGAAAAACCACAGCCACGAGUCCAUGGCAGUGAGACUGGUGACUGAGCUGUGCUUAGAAUACAAGAUCUACGACCUGCAGCUGUGGAACGGGCUCCUGCAGAAGCUUCUCGGCUUCCACAUGAUUCCUUAUCUACGGAAAGUCUUAACAGCCAUUUCUAGUAUCCAUUCUUUAUGGCAGGUCCCCUACUUCAGCAAGGCCUGGCAGCGGGUGGUUCAGAUGCCACUACUCGCAGCCUCCUGCCCUCUGAGCCCCAGCCAGCAAUCGGAUUGUUGUGAGAGCCUCAUUGCCAUUCUAGAGUGUCCGGUUUCAGGUGACCUCGACAUGGUUGGCGUUGCCCGGCAGUAUGUCCAGCUGGAGCUCCCUGCCUUUGCCCUGGCCUGCCUCAUGCUCAUGCCCCACUCGGAAAAAAGACACCAGCAAAUCAAGAACUUUCUGAGCUCGUGCGAUCCUCAGAUCAUUUUACAGCAAUUGGAAGAGCAUAUGAGCGCCGGCCAGUUGGCAGGAUUUUCCCAUCAGAUUCGAAACCUGAUUCUGAAUAAUAUCAUAAAUAAGAAGGAGUUUGGGAUUUUGGCAAAGACAAAAUACUUUGACGUGUUGAAACGGCACACGAUGAAUACCAACAGCAUCACUGACCUAGUAAACUAUCUGGCAAAUGAACUAAGUCUAGAUGAAGCCUCCAUCUUUGUAGCCGAGUUCCUAAAGCACCAUGGGAACCCUGUGCCACCAGACGCCGCUCCCUGUGAGAUUCUGAAGAUGUUUCUGAGCGGAUCAUAGCAAAUCAUCGAGCCUUCCUCGGGAAGAACAAGAGGAGGUUGGGAGCCUGCUGAGAUCCGACCGUAUUUAUUGUGGAUUUAACAUUGUGCGACCGACGUGUUAAAAGCUGUCGUCAGCUAGUACCUGACAAGUGAUGGCUAAGACAUUGGUUGGCCCAUAAAGAACUCACACCCUGAAUUAAUAAAUCUUUUCUUUGCUA
Artibeus jamaicensis (Jamaican fruit-eating bat) is the source of this 6935-nucleotide messenger RNA. It is a transcript of the gene KNTC1, whose product is annotated as kinetochore associated 1. The transcript has 64 exons. Bases 122 to 6736 code for a protein of 2204 amino acids. Gene Ontology annotation, cellular component: kinetochore microtubule; RZZ complex; cytoplasm. Gene Ontology annotation, biological process: protein localization to kinetochore involved in kinetochore assembly; mitotic spindle assembly checkpoint signaling; mitotic sister chromatid segregation. Gene Ontology annotation, molecular function: small GTPase binding. Lineage: Eukaryota; Metazoa; Chordata; Mammalia; Chiroptera; Phyllostomidae. The record is from RefSeq and is a predicted model, not a curated record.